Messenger RNA from Pichia kudriavzevii, 1749 nucleotides. RefSeq lists its product as uncharacterized. The transcript has a single exon. Lineage: Eukaryota; Fungi; Ascomycota; Pichiomycetes; Pichiales; Pichiaceae. The coding region runs from base 1 to 1749 and encodes 582 amino acids. The record is from RefSeq and is a predicted model, not a curated record.
AUGCUGAGACAGUCUAAAAUAGUAUCCUCAGUACCCGGCUUUUUACUGAGGUCUUCAAAGAGAACCAUCAGAACAAUCACCGGUCAAUCACUAUCUAAAUCCCUCCAGGAAGCAAAUACUCUCUUUGGAGAUGACAUCAGAAUUCAAGACAAAAUCACUACUAUAACCAAUAUUUUACCAUUAGGUAAAUUGAGGGAAUUUGCUCCUUCGACUAUAACUUUAGGUAUUUUGCAGGCCUCCGACAUUGAAAAGGGUCUAUUUGUUGAUUCACUGAUUGUUGAUCCAUUAUCAAAUGAUAACAAAGUAGCCCAAUUAGUUAGGGAAUUCCGCCAGAAAAAUCCAAACUCAAAUGUAAAACUCAUAAAGGGUAACUGUGAUGAGCAUGUCAGUGGAGGUAUUUUUACGAGUAAGUCCCCAGUACUCGACAGUGAGUUGAGGUUAAACCAAGAUGCAAAAUUCGGGGAUGGGACAUCAAGAUUAUUAAACCGGGAGACAUUCAACAAUAUAUCAUUUGUUGAGGUGAACGACCCUUCUUUCACUCAAAAACUAGACGUUGAGGGGGCUGAGAACCUGGAUUUGAGUAACAGUCAGAAGGACGCUCAAAUCAAGCCGACAGAUAUUCAGAUUUGGAUUUACGUCAAAUCCGAUACAUCUGAUGUUAAUAAAAUAAAUGAUUUACCGUACCUCGUUUUGGUUAAUCGCCCUGCAGCAGAUACUACUGUUGGUGAAUCUCUUGUUGAUGAAUUAGAGAGAAAUAAUUUUGCUGUUGACUUAAAAACGUUAGAGCAUGCAAAUAAGUUAGCCACUGAAAGCGUACACAAUAUAUCCGAAUAUUUAAAGCUAUACCAAAAGUCCAACAUAAACGAGUUACUAUAUACAAUAAAUCGAGAAACAUCGGGAUAUAAACCAUUGAUUUUAUUGUUGCGCAAUCUUAUGAGAGACUUACAUGUAAAAAAAUCUGGUGAUAUCGAAAUAGCAAAGCAACUGAAGGAAGAAAUUGUCGAUUGGACACAGAACGCUCAUUUUGAGCUACAAAGUAAGGUCACCCCAUUUUUGGAAAACGCCAUGUUGAGAAAUUUAACUAAACUCAACCAAUUGAUACUUAAUUCGGGUGACUUGACGCUCGUCAUCUCAAACCUACUAAAUGGUACUAGAGCCCAUCUUAAGAAUGGUUUGUUUGGUAACGAAAUUGAGUGUUAUGGAUCACUAGUUGAAUCCAAUUCGAAAUCACACUACUUGAGAGGAAGAAUAGAUACGUUAUUCCCCGAUAAAAUCAAAAGCCAAGUUGAAAACAGUAAAAUAGACAAUUUGCUGGAAGGACUCAAGGACAAAGUUGCAAAUGAUAAGCUUCCAAGUUUACAAUCCAGAAUAAAUGGAAUCUUAAUCAACGAGUUAUUUGCUUCACCAUUUAUCGUCUUUGUAUUGUCCAAUGUUGGAUAUGUGUACGAUUUUAUCACUUUAAACACAUGUAUGGCAUUGACGGCGUUGACGAUUGCAGUGACGGCAAAUACCUCACAGAAGAGUAUAAUCAAGGUUGUCUCUGAAUUUAAAGAUUGGUAUAUUGAUCAACUUAGGGUGUAUAUCGAUAAGAUGGGUGGGUUGUUGGUUGAAAAGUUAGACCAGAAUAUAAAUGAUUACGAGCUAACGCAAGAGAGGAAACGUACAACAGUGGAGGAAUUGAGGUCAAUAACUUCAGAGAUUGAAAGAAUCGAUAGUCAACUUAAGGUUAACACAGAUACAGAGAAGUAG